AUGCUUACCAAUGGAGGAUGUGGCCAAUACAGAUCGAGCCAAUUCAAAGACGGGGAUUUGAACCCAGAAGAACCAUCUCCAUUUCUAUUUAGCAAACCAAUGACCUUGCUCUUCUUCCAAUCCACCUACCCAAUACCAAAGAAAGUUCUUCCGUUAGGCUCUAUAAGCCCGAAGCGAAGAUAUAAAGCUUUACGAAUAGAUCCGCGGAAAGUAAUUAAUUCAAGAAAGCCUGUGCAAUCUCUAAUUCAGAUAGAUUGUCCCUUCUUUCUUUGCGGUUUUCUUUGUUCUGCCCCCACCCCAGGUCGAGGUAUACCUUUUGCCCUAGCUAGAUUCCAUUCAAAGGCAGAUGCUGCCCUCCUCACUGAAUAA
Messenger RNA from Vicia faba (fava bean), 369 nucleotides. Lineage: Eukaryota; Viridiplantae; Streptophyta; Magnoliopsida; Fabales; Fabaceae. The record is from the annotation of a GenBank genome assembly.